AUGCGUUUUCACAAUUUUAAAUUCCUUGGGGUUGCCAACUUCCGCUCAAAACCUGUUCCUCAUCCCUACACGACGCCCCGUGCUCCAGUGCUAGCAACCAUCAGUUCCAUGAGUUCACGGAUAGACGCAGCCGACGACGACGACAUAGUCACCCCGGCUGACACUACAGACCAACAGCACCGUCCGAUCCCUGCUCUGCUCCGUCUUCCCAAUGAACUACUCUUCGCAGCCACUAAUUUUCUCGAGCCAGAGUCCCAGCUCCUCCUCAGUCUCUCGUGCCAACAGCUCCAUGGUCUCCUCAACGCCAACUUUGACUUGACGCUCGACGACAAAGCCGAAAAGAUACGGUUCCUGCAGCUUCUGGAGCGCGACCACCCGGAGUACCUGACAUGCCGAUCCUGCGCGAAGCUAUUCCUCUGGCGUGGGAGGAAACCCUUCAACUAUGCCUGCCCACAUUCAGACCGCCACUCAGACGAGGAUACACGUCUAUCACCACCCCAGACCAUCAGAGCAGGAGACAAUCGCGCCAUAGCCAUCACGCGCGAGGUGGUCGACUUGGCCUUGCGAGACGACGGCUUACCGAUCACGUUCUUCAAGACGAGCGGGGUUAGUCGGUCCGGUGUUUUCCAAAAGACCGCGGCGCGACUGGUAGACGGUCAACUUUUGGUGGCCACUCGACUGGAGGUAGAAAUGUUCUCCCCAAGAGAGAUUGUAGGCGCAAGGAUCUUGUUGGGCAGAAACUCGUGCUACCAUCGAGGUGCCGCUCGUCAAGUGGUGAACAUGUUUGAAUAUGCCGUCGCCUCCGAGCUGCCACUCCCGGUCAUGUUCACGUGUGAACUCUGCGAGACGGACCAUCAUUUAGGUCUGACCAAGGGGGAAAGGAGCAUGAAUGUCGUCCUUCAGGUCUUGAGAAACUACGGUCGCAGACAGGAGACGAGACCAAUGGUUGACCAGAUCUUUCAGCGAGAUCCAGCGUCCAAGCGUCCUGCCCAUGAAAAAUGGGAGAAGGUCACCUGGGCACUCUGGGACGCACUUGGUCCGACAUGGCGUGACGACUUUGUGUUGUGGCUUGAUGAUGGUCCAGUGACAGGCCCGUGA
Fonsecaea monophora is the source of this 1098-nucleotide messenger RNA. RefSeq lists its product as hypothetical. The coding region runs from base 1 to 1098 and encodes 365 amino acids. The record is from RefSeq and is a predicted model, not a curated record. NCBI's taxonomy places the organism in Eukaryota, Fungi, Ascomycota, Eurotiomycetes, Chaetothyriales, Herpotrichiellaceae. The transcript has a single exon.